Messenger RNA from Aspergillus alliaceus, 1848 nucleotides. It is a transcript of the gene trpE, whose product is annotated as anthranilate synthase TRP2. The transcript has 4 exons. Gene Ontology annotation, molecular function: anthranilate synthase activity. Gene Ontology annotation, biological process: L-tryptophan biosynthetic process. NCBI's taxonomy places the organism in Eukaryota, Fungi, Ascomycota, Eurotiomycetes, Eurotiales, Aspergillaceae. Bases 218 to 1768 code for a protein of 516 amino acids. The record is from RefSeq and is a predicted model, not a curated record.
AAACCAAGUCUGAUCCUAAUCCUCAUCUUUGCUUUUUCUUUCUGACUCACGGACUAUCUAGCCUGUGAGGUCUUAUUCAUCGCGUAGUAUCCAUCAACUCUGAUUUUAGCGGUAUCGGAUUGCCUUUUUAUCUCCGCCGUCGUUUUUCAUUUUAUCCCUUCUACCUCCCCCGCAGAAGCUUGAUUCGGAGUUCUUUGGCACUGUCAGAUUUGCUAGGAUGGCACCCCCUAUCACCGUUGUGCCGUCGCUGGAGACCGCAAGAGAUGUGAUCAGCCACUCGAAAGACUCUAAAUACCCUCCAAACUUACUCCCUCUUACGGCGUCUAUCCCCGCUGAUCUGUUGACGCCCACAUUGGCAUAUCUGAAGAUUGCCGAGAAGUCGAAAUUAUCCUUUCUCUACGAGAGUGCUGCGACUACGGAAACCAUUGGGAGAUAUAGUUUUGUGGGAGCCGAGCCCCGGAAAGUCCUCAAGACCGGCCCUGGCCAUGGACCUGAGUGCGACCCUCUUCCGAUUCUGGAACGUGAGAUCGCUGAAUAUCGCGUUGCGACGAUACCCGGCUUGACGCUACCGCCACUCACUGCCGGUGCUAUCGGUUACGUCGGAUACGACUGCGUCAGGUACUUUGAGCCCAAGACAGCACGGCCUCUCAAGGAUGUGCUUGGUAUCCCAGAGUCAUUGUUCAUGUUGUUCGAUACCAUUGUCGCCUUCGACCACUUCUACCAGGUCAUCAAGAUCAUCACCUACAUUCCUAUCACCCACGUUACCUCGGAACUCGAAGCCGAAUACCGGAAAGGCGAAGAUGUGAUCACGCGCACCAUCGAACGACUGCUCCGGCCGGAAAUCCCGCUCCCCCCCCAAGGCCCCAUUAUCCCUGACCAGGAGUACACGUCCAACAUCGGACGCGAAGGAUACGAGCGGCACGUGGUGAAGCUCAAGGAGCACAUCUCCAAAGGUGAUAUCUUCCAAACCGUACCGUCGCAGAGGCUGUCCCGCCCGACCUCUCUCCAUCCGUUCAACCUCUUCCGUCAUUUGCGCACCGUCAAUCCAUCCCCGUACCUAUUCUACAUCGAUUGCGAAGACUUCCAACUCGUGGGCGCGAGCCCGGAGCUUUUGGCGAAGGAAGAAAAGGGCCGCAUCAUUACCCAUCCGAUCGCGGGUACGGUCAAGCGUGGCAAGUCGCCCGAGGAGGACGAGGCGCUCGCGGAGGAGCUGCGAGGAAGCCUGAAGGACCGGGCGGAGCACGUCAUGCUGGUGGAUCUGGCGCGGAACGAUGUCAACCGGGUGUGCGACCCGACCACCACACAGGUGGACCGGUUGAUGGUGGUUGAGAAAUUCUCACACGUGCAGCACCUGGUGUCCCAGGUGUCGGGCGUCCUGCGGCCGGAGAAGACCCGGUUCGACGCGUUCCGGUCGAUCUUCCCCGCUGGCACGGUCUCGGGGGCGCCUAAGGUGCGGGCGAUGCAACUGAUCGCGGAGCUGGAGGGGGAGAAGCGCGGGGUGUACGCCGGCGCGGUGGGUUAUUUCGGGUACAACAUCGCCAGCGUGGAUGGCACGGCGGAAGUACCCGGUGCGAUGGAUACAUGCAUUGCGCUACGGACCAUGCUUGUAAAGGAUGGGGUGGCCUACCUCCAGGCGGGCGGCGGAAUUGUAUUCGACUCGGACCCGUACGAUGAAUAUAUGGAGACGAUCAACAAACUGGGGGCCAACGUCGCCUGCAUCAAGGGGGCGGAGGCGAAGUAUUUGAGCAUGGAGGGGGAACAAUCAUAGAAUUCGAUGCCUUUUCUUCUUUUCCCGCUUUCUUCUCUUUCUCUUUCUGUCUUUCUUUGGUUUUUUUUUUUUUUUUUUUU